AUGGCAUCGCCCUCAAUGCUUCACCGAGCCUCCUCACGCCUCUCCCUCCGCCGAAAAUCCACAUCCAGCAGCGCCAGCACCGCAACACCUCCUGUCCCAUCCGUGCCGCAACCUUACAGCUCAACAACGACCAACUCAUCCCGCACCUCCCAAAUCCCACGCCAGAACAAGCCCGGCCGUGUCCUCGACGCUCCAAUCUACCACUACCACAAAACCAUGACACCCUCAAUAGACGACCUCUACGACCAACUCGCAACCACAGCCAAAGGCUUCAUAGAAUCCACCAACGCCGCCACCCCUCGCGAUAACAACCCCGACUACGAUCUUAUCCGCAGCUACGCAGCGCCCCACUUCCGCAUCGAAUGGGCGCCCAAACUCUUCGCUCGCUCCUCCCCCGUGCUACGCGAAGCCAAAGAUAUCGACGGCUUCCUAUCCCACAUCAAGACCAUGUCCGCCAACCUCUCCACCUGGGCGAUCCUCAUCCAGGACUUGUUCGUCGAUACGAGACGGAGGAGUGUAGUGGCCAGGGCGGAUUUCUGGAUGCUCCCGAAUGGAGGGGAAAAGGUGUGUAAUGAUAUUGUCUUCUUUAUGAAGAUGGACCAGAGCGGGGAGAAGAUUGUUGAUUGUACGGAGUAUGUGGAUCCGGAGGCUAGUAAGGUUAUUCGGGAUAGGAUUGCGGCGAGUAGGUGGGAGGGAGGUGGUGGGGUUGGGAGUGGGAAGGUGCCGCCUGCCGUUAAUGGGGCGAGGGGUGAUGAGGGGGAUCGUAUUGAGGUUGCGAGGAAGUGA
Molecule: messenger RNA, 786 nt
Organism: Fulvia fulva
Lineage: Eukaryota; Fungi; Ascomycota; Dothideomycetes; Mycosphaerellales; Mycosphaerellaceae
Exons: 1
Coding region: 1-786 (261 amino acids)
Source: RefSeq, a predicted model, not a curated record